Molecule: messenger RNA, 1932 nt
Organism: Tricharina praecox
Lineage: Eukaryota; Fungi; Ascomycota; Pezizomycetes; Pezizales; Pyronemataceae
Product: Cupredoxin
Exons: 6
Coding region: 1-1932 (643 amino acids)
Molecular function (GO): copper ion binding; oxidoreductase activity
Source: RefSeq, a predicted model, not a curated record
AUGCACUUCUCCAGCCUGCUCCACCACCUUCUUGCGGGCGUACUGGCGGCCGCUCUCGUGGCCGCAGCCUCAUCCCCGCGCCUCAGCCCGGCCUACACCGACACCUUCCGCUUCCCUCUGCCGAUCCCGCCGGUCAAGGUUCCUCUCACGACCUACACCGACCCUUCGACCGGCGUGCCGAUUGACUUCUACAGCAUCACAAUCACCCCAUUCAGCAAGUCCUUCUUCCCGGGCCUCUCCCCCGCCUCCCUGGUCGGCUACGACGGGCAAUUCCCCGGGCCCUUAUUCCGCAUUCAGCGCGGCCGGCAGACGCUGAUCCGCUUCGUGAACUCCGGCGCGCGUGUGGCGUCCGUACACCUCCACGGCUCGUUCACGCGCGCGCCGUGGGACGGGUGGACGGCGGACCUGCUGCAGCCGGGCGAGUUCAAGGACUACUACUACCCCAACACUGCGGGCGGACGCACGCUGUGGUACCACGACCAUGCGGAGGGGGUAACGACGCUCAAUGCGUACGCGGGCCAGGUCGGCAUGUAUAUCAUCGUCGACGAGGGGGUCGAGGCAAGACUAGGGCUGCCGAAGGGGAGGUUCGAUGUCCCGUUGAUCUUGAGCUCGUAUUUCUUUACGAAGGAUGGUGGGAUUAGCGAUGAGAGCAUGGAGAGGACGAGUACGUACGGUGAUACGUUCACAGUCAAUGGACAGAUCCUCCCGCACUUGGAGGUCGAGCCGAGGAAGUAUCGCUUCAGGCUGCUGGAUGCUGCGGUCUCAAGGACGUUCAACCUCACCCUCAUGGAUGGGACGCAGGCACUGCCGUUCUGGGUCAUUGCUAGUGAUGGAGGGUUCAGAGAUACGCCUGUGAAAACAACGAGUUUGAUGAUUUCUAUGGCGGAGAGAUGGGAGAUCAUAAUCGAUUUCGCCGGACUCUCAGGAAAAAAUCUCACGCUCGCACAUACGACGAUAUUUGCCGAUACGGACUAUGUAGGGAGCGACCAGGUGAUGCAGUUCCGAGUAGGGCCGCGAGUCACCGACAACAGCAACAAUGGUCCGCUGCCGGCAAAGCUGGUGGAAAUCGACUUUCCAACUGAUGCUCCAAAGGUCGAACGCACCCUCAACUUUGUGCGCAAUAUCGGCCAGCCGUGGACUAUCAAUGGAAAACCCUGGAUGGACCCUAUGUCCCGCGUCAUUGCGAAGCCGCAGCUGGGAACUGUGGAGAAGUACACUUUCAGAGGAACUGGCGGGUGGAGUCAUCCGGUACACCUUCAUCUCGUGGAUAUGCAGCUUCUGUCCAGGAUGGUGGGAAAUCCCAAUCAGAAGCCGGGGAGGAAGUAUUUGGAGGAAUAUGAGAAGGGUGCUAUCAAAGAUGUUGCACUUCUGGGUGAUAACGAAAUGGUCACUGUGUUGGCGAAAUUUGUCCCUUACCAGGGCGUGUAUAUGAUCCAUUGUCACAAUAUGGUGCACGAGGAUUUCUCGAUGAUGGCGGCGUUCAACAUCACAUCACUCGAGAACUUCGGCUACGGGAAUGUCACUGGUGGGCUGGAAGAUCCUAUGGACCCACGGUUCAGUGCGAAGAGCUUUGAGGGAACGGAUAUCGAACAGAUCCAGUCCGUGGUGCUGCCCUACUACUCUUCUCUAAACGCAUAUCCGGAGCCCCAGCAACUUCUUCAACACAUCGACGACUACUGGCACAGUUCCACUGCUAUCAAACUGUACUACUACGACAUCCUACGUCUCAGAUUUCACCGCAACCCGAAGCUUCGAGUGGUUCAACACGGCCACCUUCAAGACGUGGACCACAGGUCGCAGCACCAGCACGCAGUACUGGAACACGACGGAAAUUCCCGGACCGACUGGUAUUCCCGGGCCAACGUCGACUCCAACCCCGCCAUCGACCACAAACGGCCGUUGCGGAAGGGGAAACAGCCAGCGGAGCUGUAA